Lasiodiplodia theobromae is the source of this 834-nucleotide messenger RNA. RefSeq lists its product as uncharacterized. The transcript has 4 exons. Lineage: Eukaryota; Fungi; Ascomycota; Dothideomycetes; Botryosphaeriales; Botryosphaeriaceae. The record is from RefSeq and is a predicted model, not a curated record. Bases 1 to 834 code for a protein of 277 amino acids.
AUGCAGCUAAGCACCAAAAAGAGGCCUCGAGCUGAAAGAGGCCCCCGCCCUCGCAAGGACAGCAGCGAGUUCGCCGUGGGGCCUAGUGAGGAUGUUUCCGCCACAGAUAGCCAAAGUUUUCGACGUGUAGCGAAAGCAUUCGACGCCUCUUCGGACGAAGAUCCGUUCUUCACGCAGUUCAAGAAGGACCUUGACACAGACAAGCGCAAGCUUUUGAAGACCAUUCAGAAGCGACAACAAGAUGCAAUCAACGCGGAUGCCUCUUUCCGCCGCCAAAUCCGUCCUCCAAUCGCAGACGCUCUCCGCCCGCGCAUUACUGCUACUUCUGCAAAAGGCAAUACAGCACAACCGAAGGCCAAUGAAGGGCCACGAGCAGCAGCAGCAUCAGGGCCUGCCGUGGCCGCUUGCCCAGUGGCGUCGUCCGGUGCGCGAAUCCUACAACUCUCGAAACAACUACUAGCGUCCUACGAGGAAGCGGUCAAAGCGAUCGAUGCGGGGGGCGACAGGCUUAAAGAUGCUGGCGGUCGGCUCGGUGAUAACUGGCCGAAAGACAUCGAGAAUCUGCGCGGCCUGUUGGAUAUUGGAUACAGGACGGCGCAGGAUGACGUGGUCAAGGUCUUGCAAGGCGCUGGUGAUGACGACGGGACCGACGACAGAGCCAAGAUGGAUGCGCAGGAGAAGGAGAAGGCGGAUGUCUUCUUCGGAGCUGACCGGGAGAAGCAACAGGAGAGGGAGCAGUUCAAUGUGGCGCAGUCGCUAUGCGAGGCGUCGAGGGGCGUGCGUAAGCUGAGCGAGAGCCUGCCGUGGGAGCCAGAGUCAGAGCUGCUGGAAUAG